AUGGUAGGAGACCACUAUCUAUUGCUUCCAAUCUUCCUCCUACCUUUGCUCUAUUUCAUCUCAAAGCAACUCAAAUCUUCUUCUACAUCGGGCAGACCACCACUUCCACCAGGUCCAGUUCCAUGGCCUAUCUUAGGCAACAUUCCUCAUAUGGGAAAAAUGCCUCAUGCCACCCUCAGCAAUCUUGCUCAAACAUAUGGACCCCUCAUGUGUCUUAAACUAGGCACUCAAUACUUGGUCGUGGGUUCAUCACCAGCUGCUGCAAUUGAACUCAUGAAAACUCAUGAUCGGACUUUUUCUGCCCGGUACGUUCCCAAGGUUGUCCCUGCUGAUCAAGAAGAGCUGAAUUAUUCAUCAAUCGGAUGGAACGACGAAUGCAGUGACCGAUGGAAGUAUCUAAGGACACUAUGUAGAAGCGAGCUUUUCUCCGGUAAAGCCCUGGAAAACCAAUCCUGUCUAAGAGAGAAAAAGAUUUUUGACAUGGUUGAGCAUUUGAGGGCUAAAGAAGGUCAAGUUGUGGAUUUUGGAGAGUUAGUUUUUGCAACGAUUUUUAACAUGUUGGGUAAUGUAUUGAUGUCAAGAGAUGUUGUUGGUUUGGAAGAAAAAAGGGCUGAUGGAGGGUUGAAAGGUCUUGUUAGAACAAUUAUGGAGGUGGUUACUGUUCCAAAUAUAUCAGAUUAUUAUCCAUUUUUUGACAGGUUUGAUCUUCAGGGUGUUCGAAAGAAGACAAGUGAAUUGGAGAAAAGGAUUCGUGCUAUCUGGGAACCAGUCAUUGAAGAGAGAAGACAAAAGGGUGGUCCUUUGGACCAGAUAGACUUUCUGGAAUCACUGAUAGAGAAUAAUUUUACCAAUGAUCGAAUCCACCAAUUGCUCUUGGAGCUGUUCACUGCUGGGGCCGACACAAGCAUUUCAACAAUUGAGUGGGCAAUGGCAGAACUAGUGAAGAAUCCAGAAAUCAUGAAGAAAGUACACGAAGAGCUUGACAGAGAGUUCCAUGACGAUUUGCCAAACGAGUCUCAAUUGAUGCAACUACCUUAUCUUCAAGCCUGUAUUAAAGAAGCCCUCAGAUUGCACCCUCCAGGGCCAUUGUUGAUGCCUCAUCGAGCUCUUGAAACUUGUCAGGUCAUGAACUAUACAAUUCCAAAAGAUGCUCAAGUUUUAUUGAAUGUUUGGGCUAUUGGACGAGACCCUUCGGUUUGGGAUGAGCCGUUGAAGUUCAGGCCAGAGAGAUUUCUAAAUUGUGACAAGGAUUUCAGGGGAAAUGAUUUUGAGUUGUUGCCAUUUGGGGCUGGACGGAGAAUUUGCCCUGGCGUGCCAAUGGCUGCCAGGCAGCUUAGUGUGGUUCUUGCUACCUUAGUUCAUUGCUUUGAGUGGUCACUUCCUGAAGGCAAAGAUCCCCAGCAGUUAGACAUGAAGGAGAGGUUUGGUAUUACAUUGCAGAAGGAACAACCAUUGCUUCUCAUCCCCAAAUCAAGACGAUACCAAUAAUAGAUAUUUUUCGCAUGU
This is a messenger RNA of Coffea arabica (coffee), 1506 nucleotides long. Its product is annotated as probable (S)-N-methylcoclaurine 3'-hydroxylase isozyme 2. Lineage: Eukaryota; Viridiplantae; Streptophyta; Magnoliopsida; Gentianales; Rubiaceae. Gene Ontology annotation, molecular function: heme binding; monooxygenase activity; iron ion binding. The record is from RefSeq and is a predicted model, not a curated record.